Messenger RNA from Larimichthys crocea (large yellow croaker), 648 nucleotides. RefSeq names its product rho-related GTP-binding protein RhoG-like. Gene Ontology annotation, biological process: small GTPase-mediated signal transduction. The record is from RefSeq and is a predicted model, not a curated record. The annotation marks the transcript as partial. The transcript has 2 exons. Gene Ontology annotation, molecular function: GTPase activity; GTP binding. Lineage: Eukaryota; Metazoa; Chordata; Actinopteri; Sciaenidae.
CGCAGUUCCAAAAUUUCCAAAGACUACUUCCCUUCCCUUCCCAGCGAGAAGUGACAUGUUUAAGAUUGUAACAUGAUUCUUUCAUAAAGGACCUCCUACUUAACCGGAUAUGUCACAUUCUACUUUUCAAGUAGGCAAGCUACAGGACACACUGCCACAAGCCUGUGAAACAACAGAUUUGAGAAAAGUGUCAUAAUGCAGAGUGUCAAGUGUGUCCUUGUCGGAGACAGUAAAGUUGGAAAGACCUACCUAAUCUACACCUACAUCCACAAGAUCUUUCCUAAGGUGUACAUACCAUGUUUCUUUGAGACAUACAGUGCCGAGGUUCAUGUAGACGACCAGACUGUCACCCUAAAUAUUUGGGAUUCAGCUGGUAGUGAGGAGUAUGAUCAAUUGCGUACCCUCAGCUACUCCCAAGCGACUGUCAUCAUCAUCUGCUUCUCUAUUGAUAGCCCAACAUCCUAUGAGAAUGUCAAACGCAAAUGGCAACUAGAAGUUAAACACCAUUGCCCUAAUGUGCCUAUCAUCCUCGUGGGAACUAAGAGUGACCUACGUGAUGAUCAGGAAGUCCUGCAGAAACUGAGAGAGCAGAAUCAAACCACAGUCACCCAACAGCAGGGCACAGCGAUGGCAAAGGAAAUAAAGGCA